Molecule: messenger RNA, 4636 nt
Organism: Gadus chalcogrammus (walleye pollock)
Lineage: Eukaryota; Metazoa; Chordata; Actinopteri; Gadiformes; Gadidae
Gene: ctif
Product: CBP80/20-dependent translation initiation factor
Exons: 13
Coding region: 16-2292 (758 amino acids)
Biological process (GO): regulation of translational initiation
Cellular component (GO): cytosol
Molecular function (GO): translation activator activity; protein binding; RNA binding
Source: RefSeq, a predicted model, not a curated record
GGUCCGCCGGUUGCCAUGGAGAACUCAUCCUCGGUGGCUUCCGCAUCGUCCGAGGCGGGCAGCUCUCGUUCGCAGGAGAUUGAGGAGCUGGAGCGCUUCAUCGACAGCUACGUGCUGGAGUACCAGGUGCAAGGGCUGCUGGGAGAUAAGGCCGACGGCGAGACGGACGGCGGCGUCAAGGCGUCCCAGUGGACGGAGGAAUACAAUGACAAGAGAGAUGGCAGCUGGUCAUCAUCCAGGGGAAGGGGCUCGUCCAAACCGGACGAGUGGGACCACAGCAGUAACGGCAGCACCGGCUCCAGGCCCAGCUGUGGCUCCAGACCCGGGUCGGGGUCCCGCUCCGGCAGCAGGGGGCGCAACAACCAGUUCACAGCCCCAGCCAAGAACGGGAACAGAGAGGGCUCCUUGGACAUCCUGGGGACUGACAUCUGGGCCGCCAACACCAUGGACUCACACGGGGGGGCUGGCUGGGACGUGCAGCCAGAGAAGCUGGACUUCACCCAGUUCCACCGGAAACUCUGCCGCGGAACGCCAAAGCACCUGCCGCACAUCGACAGAGAGGGGAUGAUUAAAGACAAGUUUGAAGAGGAUGACGGCAUAGACAUGAAUGACAUAGAGCGAUUCCUCCCUCACUUGCACUCAGCCUUCCCGCCCUUGCCUAAUGAGGCUGAGAUCGCGCACACCAAAAAGCUCUUCAGACGAAGAAGGAGCGACCGACGAGUUGUUGAUCCGCUUAGCAGGGACCAGAUCACCAUACUGCUGCCUACAGGCCCGGGGGGACAGCGCCAAGUUUCAGCAGCCAGGAGACAGCAGCGACCACAGGGACCCGGCAAGACGGGCCAGAGCCAGAACCAGAACCAAGCGCCCCCUCCCCCACAGCAGCACUCCCCGCAGCACCAGAGGGAUCCGUCAUCCCAGCAGCAGCAGCAGCAGCAGCAGCUCUCCCCGAACCAAGACCACCACCACCACCACCACCACCAAGACCACCACAACCACCACCAUCAAGACCACCACCAACAGCAGGACCAAUCGGGAGACAGCAGGAACAAUGGCAACGGCAGGCCCUUGCGUCAGAACCAAGGAGGGGGCCAUCAUGGCCAGCGCCACGGGGGCCCGCCCCACCACGGCUACAGCCAGACCCGGCGCUGGCAGUACAACCAGAAGGGCCCGGGCCACGGCCAGGGCAGCCCCACGGGGGACAGGGGAGCCCCGCCCAGGACCACCACCCCCACCUCCGGCAGCGCCACAACCACCAAAGACAACGAGACGCCUGUGGUGGAGAAUGUAAGGAGCGGCGACCACAGCAGAACCCCCCGGCCGGAACCAAAGGACCACCGGGGCGGAGGGGAAGCCCCCCACGACCCCGCUCCGUCCGGGCCCAGGGCCAAUCAGAAUUCCUGCCGAGACCGGGCGCUCAGUCAGGAGUCCCCCAGCCCCCAGCCGGCACCACCGAGACCACAGAGCGGGGGGAACGGGGGGGGCGAGGGGCGGUCGGGCUGCCCCAAAGUCACCCUCCUGCAGUCGUCGAAGGAGCGGCUGAGGCGAAGGCUAAAGGACAAGGACGAAGCGUGCGUGGUGGGCAAAGGCGCGGGCUCGCAGCGCAUGGACCGCCUGGUGGAGCUGCUCAACAGCAUGAGGAGCAACAGCAGCGGCGUGGAGCAGCGGCUGACCUCCUUCAUGGAGGAGGCGCAGGGCUCGGCGCGCUGCGAGGAGUCCCUGGCCCAGGUGGUGGCCACCCUCUACGGCACGGCCACGGCGGACCGCAGCUUCGCCGCCACCGCCGCCAAGCUCUGCGACAAGAUGGCGCUGUUCAUGGUGGAGGGCACCAAGUUCAGGUCGCUGCUGCUGAACAUGCUGCAGAAAGACUUUGCCCGUAGGGAGGAGUUGCAGCAGGCGGACGUAGAAGGUUGGCUGGGCUUCAUCACCUUCCUCUGUGAGGUGUUCGGCACCAUGAGGAGCAGUGCUGGGGAGCCCUUCAGGGUCCUAGUACUGCCCAUAUACACCUGCCUGCGAGAGCUGCUGGAGUCCACAGACGUGAAGGAGGACGCUGUCAUCUGCUGUUCUAUGGAGUUGCAGAGCGCCGGCCGCCUGCUGGAAGACCAGCUCCCCGAGAUGAUGACGGACCUGCUGGCCGCGGCCCGCGACAAGAUGCUGUGCCCGGCCGAGUCGCAGCUCACGCGCUCCCUCCUCAUGGAGGUCAUCGAGCUGCACGCCCACCAGUGGAACCCCCUGGGGCCGCUCACCACCCAGUACUACAACCGCACCAUCCACAAGCUCACCGCCGCCACCUAGCUGCUGGGAGGCUGUGCUGCUGCUGCUGCUGGUUGAGGGGGUUUUGGGAGAGAGAGUUUAGGGUGUAUGGGAGAGGAGGUCCCGUACUGUGUCGCUGGGGGAAGUCUAACCCUAGGCUAGACGGAGCCCUGGCUCUCAAUGCUGUCUGGCUCUGGCUCCUGGCCCUUCAUCUGGCCCUUACCCUGGCCCUUACCCCUGGACCUAACCCCUGGCCCUAACCCUGGCCCUUACCCUGGCCCCCUGUUCCUAACCCCUGGUCAGGGCAGUCCUACGCAGGCUCAACGCUUUCAUGAGAUGCUGCGACUUGAUACCCACUACUAGCACAUUACCACUACUACACUAGGCCACGGGGCCUAGAGUAACAGUCUUUGGCUCUGAGGUUUCGGAUACCAGACCUAGACUAAAAGUCCUAGACUACUAGACUUUGGCUCUGAGGUUUGGGAUACCAGACCUAGACUAGCAAUCCUAGACUAGCAGUGUAUGAUGUCUUGGCGUUGGGGCCUAUUGGCUAAAUAGGCCUUGGAAACAAGGCCUUGACUACGAGCUCUGGACUACUAGUCAUUCAAUACCUAGACUGGGCCCAGACUGGACCUAGACUGUACAUCAGUCAAGGCAUCAGACUUAAGUCCUGCCAUUAUCAAGCCACUAUCCCAGUUUUCCAAUCUAUCGGGGCUUAUUGUAACUUUAUUACAAUUUUGUUGGUCUUCGUCUCUAUUAUUUAACCUUUUUGUCAUCCAGUAAUUACGGAAAUAUAUACAUUUUAUAUUAAAAUCUGCAUAUUUUAAUGGUGUGAUUAAAAAAAUAUAUAUAUAUACAUAUAUAACAGAAUUUGCGACCGUAAACCUAUAAAAGGUUACAAAAAACCAUUCCCCCAACAUGGCUGGGACGAUGUCAGCGUCUCAUCGUGGAGGCUGUUCUAUCCGUUCGUCUCCCCGACACUUCGGCGAGCACAUGAAACAAUUUGGCACAGAGGAGUGGCACACUACAAAAUUAAUUAGUCUUUGUUGGGAAGAGAGGAAAGGAGGGCGGGGGAAGAAAAAGAAAAAAAACCCAUGAAAGGUAAUGGGAUUCUACACGGCCGGGUCACAUUUAAUGAGGAACACCUGUCGGCAGCAUCGUGGGGGGAGCCCGCUCUGAUCUGGGAGACGACCGGAUUGGCGCGGCAAAGCCAGCGAUGCGGUUAUAUCCCGAUUUGUGGAUUUCAAUGGAAAUGAAUCGUGUUAUUUCGUCACAAAGUAGUGCGUACGUAAUUGCCGUGGAGGUGUGCGGCGCGUACUUUUCUCGCAAGUUGUAUUUGGAAAGAAGGUACUUUAUAAAUAUGGGAAAUGUGAUGUGUGCGCCAUAUUGUCGCCACUCAUAGACGUGUCUUUUUUAAAUCGAGAUGCUUUUUCUUGAGGACUAGACUCGCUCAACCGCUAGAUGCAGCAUAAACAGCUCCUUGCAUUUGAAACGAAUUGCCAGUGGCUCUCUGGUGCGUCUCUGAGCCAACAUCAACAGCCAAGGCUAUUAAUAGGACGAACAUUAUGGAGUCAAGCAGGGUUUAACAGCAACACUUAAUGCUCUUGUCUUUGACGCUAUUUUGUUUCUUACCCCCACACUAAAUAUAAUGAUGGGGUCCCAAGAAUAAACUGGCCCAACACAACAUCCAAAUUUGUUGACAUUGAGGAUUUAGCUUUGGGAGAAAGUAUGUCAUGACAGAAUACCCAAUCUAAACUUGAUUCAAUACCAGUGUUGUGUGUUUAAUUUGGGUGGUGCUGUUUCCAACCCAUCCUGGGAAUGGAUCUGUUCCAAUGUUCGGCUCAAUGUUUUCCUCGAACACGGCCGUCCUUGGAGCUAUUCAAACAUAACCGUAACCUUUUAAUCACCCAUUGCUUUAGUCACACGUCCCAGCCAAUCAGCUUAAUUAUGUUUUGCAACAUUUGCAUAUUCAUGCCCACAUUAUUUUAGCCUAAUGGCCGUAACAGGAGGCGCCAUCCAGUCAGACAUGAUUAUGUCCUGGAGUAGACCACAAAAAGUCUGUGUGUGUCCCAAUACACAAAUGGAGACUGUGGGCCGACCAGUAGGGGGUUCCUUGGUCACAAAAUAAGGGAGUGUGCCAACGGCUAAAAGAGCAAAUGAACAGUGUUUUUUUUUUUCUUUGUCUGGUUAGUGGAGGGGGGGGUUUGGAGAGCAGGCGACCCUCCGGUCCGCUGGGGAAUAUCAGGAUCCCCUCCCUGAAGAGCUAGAUGGAGACGGGGUUAAGGUAUUCCAUGUCUCAUUUCUCUCUUUGUGUGUAAAAAAAAAAAAAAAGAAAAGAAAAGCCCGGCCCUCCUCCCUGCCCUUUGUCUGCCUCUCUGUCCUCCCC